Aptenodytes forsteri (emperor penguin) is the source of this 3156-nucleotide messenger RNA. It is a transcript of the gene CAB39L, whose product is annotated as calcium binding protein 39 like. The record is from RefSeq and is a predicted model, not a curated record. The coding region runs from base 445 to 1449 and encodes 334 amino acids. The transcript is spliced from 9 exons. Gene Ontology annotation, biological process: intracellular signal transduction. NCBI's taxonomy places the organism in Eukaryota, Metazoa, Chordata, Aves, Sphenisciformes, Spheniscidae. Gene Ontology annotation, molecular function: protein serine/threonine kinase activator activity.
GGGCAGUGGGGAAAAAUGCACACCCAGCCACGGAGCUAGUCAGAGCAGGAACAGCGAGGAGCCGGAGCGAGGCCGGGAGUCUGGCGACAGGCAGUGGGGAGUGGAAAUUUACAGCUGCUUGUGAGCGCCUGUGCAUGUUCAAGAGAUCCUUUCUGCUAACGCUUUUCCAGAGGCUGACGGUCACUCGGCAGAAGAAGAGCGGGAGGCCGAGUCGUGGGAUCCCUUGCCUCUGCCACGUGUCGAUAAUCGGCAGGGGGGAAUAAAGCGGAAUUAAAUGGAAGAUAACUGAAGGCGGCUGCUGGCGGCGUGGGCUGCGGGGAGGCGGCAGAGCUGUCUUCAGCACCUGGCCAUGGGGCUGCGCAGGGCUGCCUAGGAGCCCCCCACCUUUCCGCACGCAGCAGUCCUCUUCUAUCCUGAAGGAAGAAAUCCAGGUGAAGAAAAACCAUGCCUUUGUUUAGUAAAUCGCACAAAAAUCCUGCUGAGAUUGUGAAAAUUCUGAAAGAAAACAUGGCCAUAUUGGAAAAACAAGAAAAAAAGACAGACAAGGCAUCGGAGGAAGUGUCAAAAUCUCUGCAAGCAAUGAAGGAAAUUUUGUGUGGGACCACAGACAAAGAGCCACCUACAGAAAUUGUGGCUCAGCUGGCACAAGAGCUAUAUAACAGUGGCCUUCUAGUGACACUUAUUGCCAACCUGCAGCUGAUAGAUUUUGAGGGCAAAAAGGACGUUUCCCAGAUAUUUAACAACAUCUUGAGAAGACAAAUUGGCACACGCAGCCCUACUGUGGAAUACAUUAGUGCUCAUCCACAUAUCCUAUUCAUGCUUCUAAAAGGAUAUGAAUCCCCAAAUAUUGCCUUACGCUGUGGAAUUAUGCUGAGAGAGUGUAUCCGGCAUGAACCCUUGGCCAAAAUCAUACUUUUUUCGGAACAGUUCAGAGACUUUUUUAAAUAUGUGGAAAUGUCAACAUUUGAUAUAGCUUCUGAUGCCUUUGCUACAUUCAAGGACCUGUUAACGCGACACAAAUUGUUGGUAGCAGAAUUUCUGGAACAAAAUUAUGAUGCGAUCUUUGAGGAUUAUGAAAAACUCCUUCAUUCUGAGAAUUAUGUAACAAAGAGACAGUCUUUGAAGCUGCUGGGUGAAUUGAUUCUGGACCGACACAACUUUGCCAUCAUGACAAAAUACAUCAGCAAACCAGAAAAUCUGAAGCUGAUGAUGAACUUGCUGCGAGAUAAAAGCCCCAACAUUCAGUUUGAAGCAUUCCAUGUGUUCAAGGUUUUUGUGGCCAGUCCAAACAAAACACAGCCUAUUGUGGAGAUCCUGUUGAAAAACCAACCUAAGCUAAUUGAGUUUCUGAGCAAUUUCCAGAAGGAGAGGACGGAUGAUGAACAAUUCACUGAUGAGAAGAACUACCUAAUUAAGCAAAUCCGAGACUUGAAAAAGCCAACGGCAUGAAGAACUCCUCUCGUUUUCCACUGUAGGCAUUAAUCUCAUUUGUUAAGUUCCUCUGUGUCCCUUAAACACCACAAUAGUGCUUGAGAAGGCACAGCAAGUGCCUGGUUUUUAUUUUGUCUUUGUUCCUAGAUGUCAAGAGUAUAGGGGUUUUACAUGAAAACUAAAAAAACAAAAAUCUAGAAUAAUAUAUUAUUUUUAAUCAAGACUAUAAUUAUUUAUGUCAGUUUAGAAUCUCUCUGUAAUAGAAGCUGCUUUGAUGGAUUUUCAUUUGUGCUCAAGAAGAAUGAACCUCUUUGCUUAACUUUAUCAGCAAACUCAAGCUGUUGGUGAGUGCACAGAGUAGGUCUUCUGAGGACUGUAACGUUGUUCCUUUGCACCUGUAAUUGUGACUUUGUUCUAGUGCUGCACACACACAAGACUGUGAAAGAGUACGUUCGUCUCUGGAGUUAGCUGCACUUACAGAUCAGGUUCUUUAGUCAAAACAGCAGGAGAUGAAAAAGCAGUAAAGGUCACGUUUUUGCUCUAUUUUUGUGUUCUUUCAUCUUUAAGUUUUCUUUUCCCCUAGAUCAGAGGUUUUCUAUUCAGUGCUAGGGAAUGGAUGAAGACAUCAGCCAGAUGAGCUGUUUCUGCCUGCCUCCCAUUUUCCUGUACGUGGUCUACCUUAUGCUAGAGCACAGGCUAUUCCCACGAGCUCCCAAGCAGGCUGAUGAGGAGCAGCCCCAGGUACACGGCACCCAUGGACCCCCCAAUGGGAAGAAGGCAAGAGCAACCCCCUCCGUCAAGGCCCAUGCGGUAUUGCUAAUACAGUGAUCCUGCAGCUACAAAAAUCAGCAAGAAGCCUGUCCCCAGUUUCAGUGGGAAUAAUACUGGGUGGUGGCCAGAGCUAUGUGGCUGAAUCGUGCCAAGCGCUGAGCCCCAGCACCAGUGCGAGAGGAGGGUGCUCAGCGUCUUCCCAUCCGGAUUCAAAUCCCGGUUGUGUGAGGCAGGGUUGAGCCGAGUUCAGCAAGGGGAUGCUGAAAUGGCCUCAGCCUGAACCGCUGAGUGGCCUGGGGUCCCCGAGCCUGCAGGUGCUCUCAAAGCUGAGAGCAUUUACUGGAUACCGAAAUCAAGUGUGGGAGGCUGUUUAGCAGCUCCAGGCACCAGCGGCUACUUGCAGUCUGGCGUUGUCUAUCCUUGUUCAUACCGAUGUGAAUUCAGGUUCUGUGUUGAAGUUGUAGAAGGGGAAAUUGUUGCACUGUUAAUUUUUUAAGUUUAAUAAGCUCUGUGGUCCAAACAGUGUUUCCCAGGUGUGUUUGAAGAGUUUUUGGGGUCUUUCGUUUUCUAGUGGGAAAUGAAAAUGUUACUCUGAUGCUUUAUUAGGAAGUGGAGUUUGAGAGCAGGGAGUGGAAAUUUCUUGACUUUUUCUGGACAGCCUAAGUUCUGAGUUUUCCUAUUUGUUGUAAGACAGUUAUCUAGCUAAAACUCUAGCUAAUGCUUCAGAUAAAAAGGUGACACUGAAUUGUAAAAACAGAACAAGACUUUUUUCUUCAUAAAACUGUUGUAUAUUGGGGUGACUGAUACUUUAAUUUAUGUGCUUUAGAAAAGGGAUGAAACGGAACAGAUUGCGGACUCAUUUUUUUCAGAUGUCAGAUAUACACAACAAAUGUACAUCUUAGUUGCCUGGAAUUUAAAAAAAUAUUUACAAGCUAUUAAAGGCAUGAUUACUGA